AUGCGAGGCACCCUGCGCAGCAUGUACGCGGGUCUGCCCUCCGCGUUGCUCGGGUCCAUGCCCUCGGCGGCCUCCUUCUUCGUGGUCUACGACGGCGUGAAAAGAGAAAUGAUAGACAACGAUACACCUGCCUCGCAGCAAGCAUACGCUCACAUGCUCGCCUCGUCGUUGGGAGAGAUAGCCGCGUGCGCCAUACGGGUGCCGACAGAGGUGGUCAAGCAACGGGCCCAAGCGGGCCUCUUUGGGGGAUCAACGCUGCUCGCAUUCCAGGAUAUACUGGGCCUAAGGAGGUCAGAUGGGUACACGACCAUGGUCCGGGAGCUCUACAGGGGUGGCGGGGUGACCAUCAUGCGCGAAAUCCCCUUUACCAUCAUCCAGUUCAGUUUAUGGGAAUAUUUCAAGGACUCCUACUCGAAACGCCAGCAUAGAAGGCAUGGCAGACAACCCGGAAUGGUCUCAGCUACGGAGAGUGCACUCUUCGGCAGUGCGGCGGGCGCUAUCGCUGCUGGACUGACGACGCCGCUGGACGUCCUGAAAACCAGGAUCAUGCUGGAACGGAAGGAGUCAGGCGCCUCUUCAGAGAGAGCUGGUGCUGUGAUAGUCUUGCGCCAGAUCCGGGCACAGGAAGGCAUUGCUGGCUUGUUCCGCGGCUUUGUACCCCGUGUCGGAUGGAUUAGUACAGGAGGUGCCAUUUUUCUGGGAACAUACCAGUAUAUUAGCAAUAUGCUGGGGUCAGAUUGGAGAUAG
Cladophialophora yegresii CBS 114405 is the source of this 747-nucleotide messenger RNA. RefSeq lists its product as uncharacterized. The transcript has a single exon. Gene Ontology annotation, cellular component: mitochondrial inner membrane. Gene Ontology annotation, molecular function: S-adenosyl-L-methionine transmembrane transporter activity. NCBI's taxonomy places the organism in Eukaryota, Fungi, Ascomycota, Eurotiomycetes, Chaetothyriales, Herpotrichiellaceae. The record is from RefSeq and is a predicted model, not a curated record. Bases 1 to 747 code for a protein of 248 amino acids.